Messenger RNA from Trematomus bernacchii (emerald rockcod), 1050 nucleotides. RefSeq names its product protein downstream neighbor of son homolog. Gene Ontology annotation, biological process: nuclear DNA replication. Bases 516 to 866 code for a protein of 116 amino acids. Gene Ontology annotation, cellular component: nucleus. The transcript has 4 exons. NCBI's taxonomy places the organism in Eukaryota, Metazoa, Chordata, Actinopteri, Perciformes, Nototheniidae. The record is from RefSeq and is a predicted model, not a curated record.
UUAUGCUCACAGGAAUAAACCACAGCCUUGCCAGGUUGAGCUGAGGUUUUGGGUUCGAUCCCCAUGAGGUGCAUAGAUUUUUGGAAGUUUAACACCCAAAGUGCAGAAUUAGAUUACCGAACAAAAAUUAUUGUCCCAGGUCAAAUGGCUCACUGGGAUAAAACACUGCCUUGAAGACUGGAGGUUGUGGGUUCAAUCUUCUUUAUUUGCACUGGUUUUCAGGUAAAACAUCCAAAACUGCUGUUUAGGACUCAUUCCUGCACCACUCUGUUGUACCGUGUCUAAUUAAAUGUAUGAUAGCUGCAGUUAAAGCUCCUUGACCCCAGUGCAGGCAAAAGGAGGGUCAGACCGUGUCUCUGGACCACAAGCCCGAGUCGGUGGUGUGUGUGGAGGGAACACACACCUUCACCCUCAUCAACUUCCUCAUCAACUGCAAGAGUCUGGUGGCUGCGGUGGGCCCCCAGGCCGGGUUACCCCCCACGCUUCUAGCCCCGAACGCUUUCAGAGGAGCCACCAUGCACACACUGAAGGCCCGCAGUGUGAAUGUAAAGAGCCAGAUUGGGGGUUCCUACCAGGACAUCAGCAGUCUGGAGAUCACAGGACCUAUCCUCCCCUCGUCUCUCCACACAAUCACCAACCUCCUCCGGCCGGCACAGAAGGGAAACUUCUCCUCUGCUCUCUACACACACACUCCUACCGCUGUCAUGAACACACACACCACGGAGCAGCAGAGCUCUGCCGGCUCCUCGGACCUGUCUGCCUGUGGCCUGCACCCUGCCUCCAUCCAUCAGCUGAUGCAGCCCUCCACCCUGGGAAAGACUGCUCUGAGCCACAUCAGCAUGAUCAACUACAGCUACACGAGCUGAUGGAGGAGUGAUGGAGCCAUCAGCUGUGAGAGGGGGGAGCACUGCUGUUCGAUCUGCUUCACCUUCUCUUUACGGACACAUCAAAACAACUGUUUCUGUCCAUACACAUUGUAUUGUAUUUUAAUAUCUAUAUAUGUCUGGCAUGUAUUGUGAAUGUGUUUUUAAUGUUGAUCAAUUUAUUUUU